CUUUCACUGACAAAUCCUAAAGACUCUGCAUAAAUUCCAGACUCGAAGCCAUCAUUGAUGAGGAAGUCAUGCGCACUGCAGGAUCUAUCAGGGUCAACAAUGCCGUCGCACCUCUCUACUACAACCGGUCUGAGCUACUGAGCACCGUUCUUGUCGCCAAGGUGACGGAGAGAGUCCGCACCACCAUCUUCGACGAGGCUGUGAUGACAGAGAUCAGAAACAGGAUAAAGGCGCAGAUCAACGCAGCCUUGCUGGAAGAUCUUGAGGAAUUCCAGAAACAGCAGACCGAGGCCCUCAAGCAGCAUCUCGAAGGCGAAACGACUGGUCAGUGAAUGAGACUGGCACGCGAUCAUCAUCGAAAGCCGGCACAUGGGCAUCUAGUUCAGAUUUUCAGGCAGGUUUUGAGAUGGGGAACAAGAUGAUAUUCACCGACGAAAAGGCCACACUCAUUCUUUUUCCAUUCCAACCACACCUUGAUCGUUCUUUUCUCCUUAUUAUAUGAGACAGAAAAGCGCAUCUA
This is a messenger RNA of Aureobasidium subglaciale EXF-2481, 520 nucleotides long. RefSeq lists its product as uncharacterized. The coding region runs from base 69 to 332 and encodes 87 amino acids. The transcript has a single exon. Lineage: Eukaryota; Fungi; Ascomycota; Dothideomycetes; Dothideales; Saccotheciaceae. The record is from RefSeq and is a predicted model, not a curated record.